Pseudomassariella vexata is the source of this 240-nucleotide messenger RNA. RefSeq lists its product as uncharacterized. The transcript has 4 exons. The record is from RefSeq and is a predicted model, not a curated record. Bases 1 to 240 code for a protein of 79 amino acids. NCBI's taxonomy places the organism in Eukaryota, Fungi, Ascomycota, Sordariomycetes, Amphisphaeriales, Pseudomassariaceae.
AUGCCAACUCCCAUCGACAAUGUCAUGAGGUCCAAGAACGCCGUCCUAGGCUUCGCAGGCUUGGUCGCGGCUGCGAGCGUGUGGGCGUUCUGGGGCGGAGACGUGUUUCCAGCUCAGCCGGACCCCAAGGGUGACCCAGAGAACUGGACGUGGGAUGAGAUGAGGCGGUGGUUGGCUGCGGUGACGGAACCUACAUCCCCAGUCGAACGAUACGAGGGAGCAACUGCUGGAAAGGAUUAA